This is a messenger RNA of Pseudogymnoascus destructans, 1242 nucleotides long. RefSeq lists its product as uncharacterized. NCBI's taxonomy places the organism in Eukaryota, Fungi, Ascomycota, Leotiomycetes, Thelebolales, Thelebolaceae. Bases 1 to 1242 code for a protein of 413 amino acids. Gene Ontology annotation, cellular component: mitochondrion. The transcript has 2 exons. The record is from RefSeq and is a predicted model, not a curated record.
AUGUCGACCACGCGCCUCACAUUCCUAUACCCGCACCUCUUCCGCGCCGUGCGCCGCGUCGAGUGUCCUGGGCCCGGGGCUGCUGUGCGCCAAUGCGCGCACUCGGGGAGGCAGAGGAGAGCGGGGUUUGCGGGGACGGCAGGGGGGAGGGUGAAGUUCGCGGAGAGGAGGGGGAAAGGUGUUGAACCAAUUGCUGAAGGGGAGAAGGAGGGAAAGGAGGAGAAGAUGGAGGAGAGCAAUGUGGGUGAGGGACGGGUAUCGAGCCGGCCGGAGGGGGCUGUAGAGAAUGAUACUGCCGAUGCGAUUGCGGAGGGGGGUAUCUUAGCUGCGGAUGCAGCGAGGGAAAAGGACGAUGCGGCGGCAGCACCGACGCCGGCAGUGGAGGAGAAGGCGGAGGUGGAGACCGACAAGGACAGGGACAAUCCUGCACAAAUCAGCGAUGACGCACCAGCUCCGAGUGCCAAUCGCGACACCCCUCUCACAGACUCAGUCCUGCACAUGGAUCCCCCACUCGAGAGCCUCAUCGGCAGCCUCCCGCACCUCGCGCCCUCGCCGUACGUGCACCACUUCGACUCCUACACUUUGACGCAGCGUAUCGCCGAAGGGGGUUUCACCUCCACACAGAGCGUGGAAACGAUGAAGAUCGUGCGGGCACUACUCACCGCCAACCUGGACAUGGCCAAAGACGGGCUAGUGAGCAAGAGCGACGUGGAGAACGAGACGUACCUCUUCCAAGCGGCGUGUUCGGAGCUGCGAACCGAAAUCCAGAAUGCGCGCAAGGCGAGCGCGGAGGGGAUGCGACUGAGGCGCACAAUGCUGCAGAAUGAGGCGGAUAUCUUGAAUCAGAAGAUGACGCAGGAUUUGGCGACGCUGAAGGAUGAGUUGAAGGAGAUGUUCAAUGAUCGCAAGAUGGAGGUGCGGAUGGAACACUCGAAUAUGGAGAGCCAGAUCCAGGAACUCAGCUACAAGAUCACCGUCGCGCUCAACAGUGACACCAAGUCCGAGGUUGAGGGCGUGCGCUGGAUCCUGACGCGCCGCGCCGUGCUAGCUAUCGUCUUCAUGGCGUUCGUCGUGCUUUCGAGUCUGAGGCUCGCGAGCUAUCGCAGUCAGGAGUCCGCUCUCGCGUUACAGAAGGCCGAGAGGAAGGAAGAGCUGCAGAGACAAGCGGCGAAGAAGCAGAGGGAGGCGGGGACUCAGACAGAGGAGGCUAUAUUAGCGGCUGAGGGGGUGAGCACAAGCUAG